Molecule: messenger RNA, 876 nt
Organism: Parastagonospora nodorum SN15
Lineage: Eukaryota; Fungi; Ascomycota; Dothideomycetes; Pleosporales; Phaeosphaeriaceae
Exons: 5
Coding region: 90-767 (225 amino acids)
Biological process (GO): regulation of transcription by RNA polymerase II; chromatin remodeling
Cellular component (GO): NuA4 histone acetyltransferase complex; Swr1 complex
Molecular function (GO): histone binding
Source: RefSeq, a predicted model, not a curated record
CGUAACGAAGCCAUAAUCGCGCACUGUCGCCGCUACACGCUCGACACAACACACCCGUCACAAAUCAACGCGUACAAUCAACCGCCAAGAUGCCCGACAUCAAGCGAUGGGUCAAGCUCAUCACCCACCAGAGUCCCAUUCCGGGGCCGUCGCCCGUAGAGGGAUUCCCCAUGCGCCAGUGGAGCAUCGAGAUCUGGCUGCUGGACGACCAGGGCAACGAGGUCCUGCCCACCGUCUUCGAGAAGUGCACAUACAACCUCCAUCCGUCGUUCGAGAAGAACAAGCAAGUCUUCAAGAAGCCGCCGUUCCGCAUCGAUGAGAAGGGCUGGGGAGAGUUCGAAAUGAACAUUGUCCUCACCGCAGUCGGCAAGGGCGGCGAUCACACUCUCCCUCACGACCUCAACUUCCAGUCCGAGCGCUAUGAGGCCAAGCACCAGGUGACCUUCCGGAAUCCCAAGCCAGAGCUCGUCACCCUCCUCCAAGAGUCCGGCGCGGCGGACAUGAAUGGUGUCCGUGGCAAGGACGCUUCCAAGAAGAAGGGCAGGCGGGACAAGAACGUCGACAUGGAGAAGCUCGCGGAUGGCCUGCAGAAGCUGAGCGAGGAGGACCUGCUCCACGUGGUCACCUUGGUUCAUGACAACAAGACGAGCGAGACUUACACCAAGAACGAUGUCGAGAAUGGCGAGUUCCACGUCGAUCUCUACACUCUCCCAGACUCGCUCGUCAAGAUGCUGUGGGACUACACCGCUUCAAAGGUCGAGUUGUAGACGUGUUCGAUCACUCCCUUUUUCGUGUCCAUUGAAGGUUUGCUUCUGAGCUUGGAGUUACGGGCAAAAGCUGCAUGAGUGACAUGCACAAAUGAUAGUAUUCAAACAA